Messenger RNA from Miscanthus lutarioriparius, 1722 nucleotides. NCBI's taxonomy places the organism in Eukaryota, Viridiplantae, Streptophyta, Magnoliopsida, Poales, Poaceae. The record is from the annotation of a GenBank genome assembly.
AUGGGGCGGUCGUACCAUGACGGAGGCAGGGACGCGGGGACGGACCUUGGCUACCCGCUGGUGGCCGUGUGCAUCGACAAGGACAAGAACAGCCAGAACGCGCUCAAGUGGGCCAUCGACUCGCUGGUCCAGAAGGGGCAGACCAUCGUCCUCGUCCACGUCAACACCAAGGGCACCUCCGGCGGCGUGGAGGACGCCGCCGGGUUCAAGCAGCCGACGGACCCGCACAUGAAGGACCUCUUCCUCCCGUUCCGAUGCUUCUGCACCCGCAAAGACAUCCACUGCAAGGACGUGGUGCUGGACGAGCACGACGUGGCCAAGUCCAUCAUCGAGUUCUCGGCGCAGGCGGCCGUGGAGAAGCUCGUCCUCGGCGCCACGGCGAGGGGCGGCUUCGUCCGGUUCAAGGCGGACAUCCCGACCACCAUCUCCAAGGGCGCGCCGGACUUCUGCACGGUGUACAUCGUCAACAAGGGGAAGGUGUCGUCGCAGCGCAACUCCAUCCGCGCCGCGCCGCGGGUGUCGCCGCUCCGGUCGCAGAUCCAGUCGGCGCAGGGCGCCGCCGCGACGCCCAAGCCCGAGCCACCGCCGCAGUCGCAGCGGUGGUCCUCGUCGUCGAGGGGCCACUCUGACCACGGCGAGACGCCGCGGGUCGACAACUUCCGCUCGCCGUUCGCGCGCGGGGGCCCCGCCAACACGCGCAAGUUGUACGCCGACCUCAGCCACAUGUCCAUGCCGGACUCGGCGGACAUCUCGUUCGUCAGCAGCACCGGGCGCCGGAGCGUCGAGCACCACUCCGCGAUCCCGCCGCGAAUGUCCAACGGCUCCGUGGACAGCUACGACCACAGCUUCGAGAUGUCGCGCACGCCCAGCAAGUGGGGCGGCGACUCCUUCGGCGGCGGCAUGGACCACACCACCUUCUCGCAGAGCAGCAGCUCUUCCUUCUGCUCCCUCGGCAUGCAGGACGACGUGGAGGCGGAGAUGAAGAGGCUACGCCUGGAGCUGAAGCAGACCAUGGACAUGUACAGCACGGCCUGCAAGGAGGCGCUGACGGCCAAACAGAAGGCCAUGGAGCUGCAGCGGUGGAAGAUGGAGGAGGAGCAGAAGACGCAGGACUCGCGGAUAACAGAGGAUUCGGCGAUGGCGAUGAUCGAGCGGGAGAAGGCCAAGGCGAAGGUGGCCAUGGAGGCGGCGGAGGCGUCGCAGCGGAUCGCGGAGAUGGAGGUGCAGAAGCGGAUCAGCGCGGAGAAGAAGCUGCUCAAGGAGGCCGAGGAGCGCAAGAACCGCGGCAGCAGCGGCAUGUCGCACGAGGAGGCGCAGUGCCUCGCCGAGAUGGCGCUCCGCUGCUGCGAGCUGCGCCGCAAGGACCGGCCGGACCUCGGCUCCGUCGUGCUCCCAGAGCUCAACCGGCUGCGCGCGCUCGGCGAGGACAACAUACAGUACUGCGGCGCCAUCAGGGGCGGCGGCGGCGGCGGCGGCAUGGGCAUGCACAGCUCGCCGUUCCACAGCAAUGUCUCACUGUCGCACGCCGCCGAGAUGAUGGUCGAUUCUCAGUACCCAAGAUCAGUGUUCAGCUCAAAGAGCGAGCGAUUCGCCCAAGCCGCCGAGAAGAUCGAACGUUUGACGCCCAUGCAUGAACUUUCCAGCGUCGGCGCUUGCAGGGUGAAGGGGUGGCGUUGUGUUGUGCAGACCAUUGAGUUCAAGAGGAGGCAUGCUGGUACGUGA